AUGGGAAGUCUGGUGAACCAUCGGGAAGGGCCUUGCCCCCGAUGCAGCGAGUGCGCAGCGCUAACGGCUCCCUCGGUCCGGCCUAAAGUCGACUGCACUGCGCUGUGUCUACAAGGCUUAACACCUCAUUUUGUGGACCAGUAUGUCCUGUGGGCCAAGCAGAAUGAGCUUGGACUUGGUAACAAGUUCAAUUCAGUUUUGAUGCUAACUACCCAGUUAAUCGCAGACACCACAGGUUUAAAGGCUAAGACUGCCCCCACAUCAGAUGCUCAGCUGCAGAUGAGCAGUGCCCCUGGCUCGCCUUUAUCAUUCUGGACAUCGGGGCUUGAGAAGCAAGGGCGCAACCCGAGUCACCCGGGUCCUCGUGGCUACGCUCCGGGCGUCCGUGCGCCUGACAAGGCCCGCCAGGCCCUCGCCCUGGAGGCCUUUGGAUGCCUGGGCUGGGGCUACACCAGCCGCCUGUGGGAGCAGCUGCGGCAGUUCUGGACCGACCACUGCUCGCGGCGCUUCUCACCGCGACGCCCGCCGCUGCGCCGCAUCUCCUCCAUGUCCACCUUCUACCUGUUGGACCACCAGACGCGCCAGGCGGAGCUGGGCCUCAGCUACGGCUCGCCCCGCACGCGCCUCAGCGACGAGGCCUUCGUGUUCCGCGGCGGACGGUGGAUCGCCGAAGGCCAGCCAGUGUGGUCGCGGCCGCAGCUGCCCUCGCAGACCAUCGCGGGCUGGAAGGCACAGGUGCAACGAGUCAAGAGCCAAGUGCUGCUGGAGGAGAACAACUACCUGAAGCUGCAGCAGGAACUGCUUAUGGACAUGCUGACGGAGACCACAGCCCGAAUGCACCUGCUGGAGAAGAAGCUCGACCACGAGGCAAGCCCGGCUGCCGCGGCGUGUUCCUGGCCGAGGAAGAUGCGCAAGCGCGAAGGCGCGGGCAGCCUGCCCAUGCUCGAGCCGCGGGCUCUGGAGUCGCGGUGACGCAAUAAAACCCGUGCGGCGCAUGCGCACCUCGGUCGUCACCUCAGGCGCGUCGCUCGGGACCUGGCGAGCAUCGCGCACGCUGCGUGCUUUCAGGGAGGAUCACUUCCGGCCUGUGGUGGACGGGGAACUCACCCACAGCCGGUCUCGGGAGAAUGCGAUAGGGCUGUGUAGGAAGAUGUUUGCAGCCCGCUGGGAAAGCGCAAUGGGAGCCAUGCUGGCAACAGGCAGUGUCUAGGGGGCGAGGAUGGCAGGCGGUGAAGCGCAGUGACAGCGAAGGCUUUCUUGGCCUAAGGGACGGAGGACAAAGUCCGGGAGGCGGGGGAAACCCGGGCUCAGGCACGGAGGGUGCAGUUGGGCUGGCGGGUCAAGGACCUUGCACUUGGCCCUUCCCUCCUUGAGGCGCUCCCUGGAGGGGUUUCAGCCUGAGUUCAGGAUAAGACUGUAUU
Bubalus bubalis (water buffalo) is the source of this 1421-nucleotide messenger RNA. RefSeq names its product chibby family member 3 (gene CBY3). The record is from RefSeq and is a predicted model, not a curated record. The transcript has 3 exons. The coding region runs from base 1 to 972 and encodes 323 amino acids. Lineage: Eukaryota; Metazoa; Chordata; Mammalia; Artiodactyla; Bovidae.